Messenger RNA from Penaeus indicus, 1634 nucleotides. RefSeq names its product folliculin-like. Gene Ontology annotation, molecular function: GTPase activator activity. Lineage: Eukaryota; Metazoa; Arthropoda; Malacostraca; Decapoda; Penaeidae. The transcript is spliced from 11 exons. The coding region runs from base 132 to 1634 and encodes 500 amino acids. The record is from RefSeq and is a predicted model, not a curated record. Gene Ontology annotation, biological process: positive regulation of transforming growth factor beta receptor signaling pathway; negative regulation of transcription by RNA polymerase II; positive regulation of TORC1 signaling. Gene Ontology annotation, cellular component: cytosol.
UCCGACAGCGCGAACCGAACGUAAACAAGGGUCAGCUGAUUUUGACUCAUUCAUUCAUGGCCAAAGGAGCAUGUGGUCGCAGGAAUCGUCUGGAUUGGAGUUACAGAUAAGAUCUGGUGCCAUAACACAAAAUGAAUGCUAUUUUAUCCCUGUGCCACUUCUGUGAGCUGCAUGGCCCAAGUGUGGUCUUCUGCACCCAGGCAUUCAGAGAUCUUCCUGAUAUCAGUGUGCUGUGUGAUAUGGAAGCAGUUGAUAUCCUGGACCGAAGACCCAUUACUGCUGAAAAUGAAAAGUCAGGUGAAAGUAGCUUGUGGAAGUAUGGAUCAGUGCAUCAAGAGCACUACACUAAUAUGAACAUUACAGGAAACGAUGCCUGUGUUGCAUGCCGUUCAUUCCAACAUAAUCAGCCUGGGUUUAUCAGCAACGAUGAUGCAGCACGAGUGAGUUAUGUGAGCUCACAGUUUCCCUUGCAAUCUGAGCUGUAUGUUCCUAUUCGACAUGCUUGCAUUAGAUCCUUAAGCUGUGAGGUUUGCCCAGGUCGAGAAGGCCCAAUCUACUUUGGCGACGAGGCGCGUGGACAUGUCCUUUCCCACACUUUCUUUUUGAGAGAUGUACAGGCUCGAGGAUUCCAGAGAUGGUACAGCAUCCUUGUCCUCAUGAAAGAUAAAAUGCUUUUAUUGAAUUCUUGGCCAUUCAUCGUACGGCACUUGAGGCAGACCAUAGACAGACUACAAGAAAAUGCAAACAAGGUGUACGAAGCAGAGGAAUCAAAAGUUAGUCACAGAGCUUUGAGAUCGGCAACAAUGAUGUCUGACAAUUUUCGAAGGCAGCGGGCUGUUGGCCAGCCAAGGUCCCUCCCGCAGCUGGCAGGAGACGAAGGGGUGUGGCAGUACCUCCACUCCUCCUUCACGUGGCUGAUGAAAGCUGGGGGCUUGAGGCUACAGGAACGGCUGGUGGAGGGCCCCCCCGUCAAUGCCUUUGUGGCCAGUGACGAGGCUGAUGGCAUUGGCAUUAACGUCCGAGAGUUGUACAAUGCCCUGGGUGGCGCGGCCUUUCAUACGGUUGCUCGCUGCCUGUUAAUUGGACACCAGGUUGUCUUCAGAGGUCCUGCAGAAGGUGUUGUUGCUGGGGUUGUGAAGUCUCUUAAGCCACUUCUUCCCAAGCAUUGUUACAAGGCAGUAGAAUUCUCCUCCCAGUAUGCAGACAGGUCAACUUGCAACAUCCUAGGGCUCCACUCUCUGGCCGAAGUGCCAAAAUCUGCUUUGGAGAACGAUAACUUGUGUGUGGUGGAGAUGGUGCCAAGGGAGGAAGCCGUAGAGGGAGAUGAAGUAGCCACAGCUGCAACGGCAAGACUAGGGGGGACAGUUGCAGGUGGCUUAGCUCCCAAGGAUGCCGAUGGCUCCCCCAAGGCAGGCACUUCCCCCGAGGAAUCUGAGGCUGCGCAAGUUCUGAAGAAGAUCUCUUUUCAGGUACUUCUUUCAUUUCUGUAUAGGGAGGCGAAUUAUUUUCGAAGGGGCACUCCCCUAUGGUCGACGUCCUCCUCAGGUUCUGAGUCGAAUUUGAGUCUGCUGUCGCCCAAUAACACCCUCACACCCACAGCCAUGAUGAAUAUACUAACAAACAAUCAUAUAUGA